AUGAUACGUGAACUUAUCAGUGUUUUUCUCAUUACUGAUUUAAUCAUCAAUCGAGUGUUUAGUGGUGAUGUUUGCGCUAACAAACAAUGCCAAUGCUCUGAUGGUGACACUCUUGUACAUUGUGACUCCAAAGGUUGGAAGAAUUUAGAUGGGAUCGAUUUUCCUUCAAAAGUUAUUACUUUAACACUCAUUCGUAAUCAACUUAAAUUUGAUACAGUAACUGAUCGUGCGAAAAUUGAAAAUCUAUCUCUUUUGAUCGAUUUAAGUAUUAAUCAAAAUAUACUUGGAACUAUUCCACCAUUUAAUCAAGCAAAAAUUCGUUUCCUUUCCUUACAAGAUAAUUCGUUAGUGUCUGCUGAAUUUCCUUCCUCGUAUAGUAGCUCACUUUUAAAAACAAUUUCACUUAGCAAUAAUAAAAUUCGCUCGAUCAAUGUAGAAGAUUUUCUCAGUUUACGCGAUUCUCAACUAACUAAAUUAAGUAUAGAUAGUUCAAGUAUUUCUAAGAUCGAUCAAAAUUCUUUUGUUCAAUUAAAAAAACUUCAAGCAUUAUCUCUGAAAAAUAAUCAAUUAAAAUCUUGUGAAUUUUUAUCAAAUUUACCUUCACUCUCCUCCAUUAAACUUGAUGGUAAUCAAUUUACUUCGCUUCCCCAACAAUUAGCAACGCAAGAAAAAAUCAAAAUCUUUUCAUUCAAACAUAAUUUAAUAUCAAUUAUUGAUGAAUUAUCGCCUUUAUCUCGAUGGUCUAAAAUAAAUACUACAAAUGUUCAAGUUUUUUUAGCUAAUAAUACAUUUGAUUGUUGCCUAUCUUUAUGGUUUAUUCGUUUUCUAAAAACAUCUCCUCAAUUCGUCCCAGAUGCGUCACUAUUAACAUGUGCUACUCCAUUAAGUUUUAAAGGAAAACUAUUAAUUAAACUCAAUCCAGAUGACAUGAAUUGUGGUAGUGAUAUACCGAGUAAAUCGUGGUGGACAAUCGGUCGAAUUAUUGGUAUUGCUAUUGGGCCUGCUUGUCUAUUAAUACUUGGUGUAGCUAUGAUUACUAUGGUAUAUAUUUAUAAUCGACGAUAUCCAUCACGUUCAGGUUACAUACCUAUCAGUGAACACGAUGAUUUAUAUUCUAAUACAAAUUCGUUGUUUUCUGAAAGACUCACAAUACCAAUAGGAGAAGAUGAUGAUCAAUUGUUAACUCAUAACGGUUUCGGUAGUGGAAGAAGCCUCGCUCAGUCAGAUGUAUUAACACAAGCGACAACAGAAGGAAUUUAUGCAACUGAUGGUAGUGUCGCUGGGGAUUCUCAUAUACAGGAAGCGGUUUCAAUACCGCGUUCUGAUUAG
Molecule: messenger RNA, 1329 nt
Organism: Rotaria socialis
Lineage: Eukaryota; Metazoa; Rotifera; Eurotatoria; Philodinida; Philodinidae
Source: the annotation of a GenBank genome assembly